Messenger RNA from Aspergillus caelatus, 1414 nucleotides. RefSeq names its product M20 family metallopeptidase. Gene Ontology annotation, molecular function: dipeptidase activity. The coding region runs from base 1 to 1281 and encodes 426 amino acids. NCBI's taxonomy places the organism in Eukaryota, Fungi, Ascomycota, Eurotiomycetes, Eurotiales, Aspergillaceae. The transcript has 5 exons. The record is from RefSeq and is a predicted model, not a curated record.
AUGACUAUCAUUCCUGGAACCUCAUUCUCUAAUGAAGAGGUCCGGUCUGUUAUCGACAGCGUCCUUGAGGACGUCUCAAAGCGACUCCAUGCGCUAAACCACUACAUAUGGUCAAAUCCAGAACUGGCUUACGAAGAGCACAAGGCACAUGAUGCGAUCUGUGACUUCCUUGAAAGCCAGGGAUUCACAGUCACCCGAAACGCCUAUGGACUCGAUACGUCCUUCGAAUGCAUCAGUGGUACUGAAGGACGACUUAUCAACCUAAACGCUGAGUACGAUGCGUUGCCUGAUAUCGGUCAUGCCUGUGGCCAUAACCUUAUCGCCACUAGUAGCAUCGCAGCCUUCUUGGCGUUAAGCCAGCUUCGGAAAAAAUAUGGUAUCAAAGGCAGAAUCCAACUUCUCGGUACUCCAGCGGAGGAAAAUGGUGGAGGCAAGGCGAAACUGAUUGAUGCUGGCGCUUUUAAGGGGGUGGAUAUCUCUCUGAUGGCUCACGGUGGACCAGAGAAUUUAGGUGGCCCCACUGGCGAUGGAGUUGCUGGUGUCUUGAUGAACGCUCGGAAAGAGCUUCAUGUGGAAUAUUUCGGCAAGAACGCUCACGCCGGAGGCAAUCCAUGGGACGGUGUGAAUGCACUGGAUGCCCUGGUUCAGGCAUACAAUGGGAUAUCGACCCUAAGACAGCAGAUUUUGCCGGAGGAGCGAAUCCAUGGCGCCUUCAUCGAUGUCCCAAAGGUUGCAAAUGUGAUCCCGGCUUACACCAAGUCUUACUGGCAGGUCCGGAGCCCCACAUUACAGGGACUCAAUAAACUCAUUGCGAAAGUCAGGCAAUGUAUUGAGGGGGCGGCUCUUAUCACUGGCUGUACAGCCAAAAUCGAAGAGGACGGCCUAUAUACCGAUAUCAUACUAAACGAAACUCUGUGUCAACGGUUUACAGGGCACAUGGCAGCUUACGGGAAAGAGUUCGUCCAGAAACUCGAACAGGUGCUGACCGGUUCCUCCGAUGUUGGUGACCAUGUCACUGAUAUCCUUCGAGGCAAUGUGAGCUACGUAGUCCCAACACUUCAUGCUAUGUUCGCAAUCUCAACAUCUAAUGGGAGCUUUCCACACCACCCGGACUUUACUGCUUGUGCUGGGACUGAUGAAGCACACGACGCAGCCGUGUUGACUGGGAAGGGGCUGGCCCUUCUGGGCUGGGAUAUGUUGACCGAUGAUGCUCUUUAUACGUCGGCCAGAGUGCAGUGGGAGGGCCAGAUCCCUAAAUCGGCUUGCACCCAUGUAUACUAGUACCGUGAGCGCUACCAUUUUGAUGCCUUGUGGUGGAUAAGGAUCUUGUUGAAAGGGUAGUUCACGAAGGUGAGACUUUGAAGACUUCGUUUCAAUAAUGUCGGAGCUACUUAGCUCCUAUGAUGAUCUCUGG